GUAUGAAAUUCAAACUUUCAAAAUGGAUGAAAGUUACUAUCUCGACAAUGGCCCAGGCUUGUGUAAGAUGAAGCGUGUCAUUGGCUACGCUGUAAGCCAAUCAGCGAAGACCAGUACGGCAGUAAGAGCAAACGAUCCACGCAUUGAAGUGGAAACAGCGUUAGCGCUAGACCGAGCGCCUCGCAUUCAAACCUAUAUCGCGCUGAAGCGCAAACUAAAAUGCGACGACGAAUGGCUUGCAGAUUUUCUUCACAAUCAUGGAUUGGGGAUACUGUUUAAAAGUUUGGACAAGUCUACAAGACAAAAGAGUGGGAGAUUUUACUGUGUGGUACUUCGAAUUGUGAUUGUUCAGUGUAUACGCGCAGUCAUGAGUUCGCAAACCAGCUUGGAUUAUAUCAUUGAAAACGAGGAGUUUAUACGCAAGUUCUCCACAGGUUUGGAUACGGGCGACAUUUCAGUGAGGAAACAGAUCUUUGAACUUCUGUCGGCAAUAUGUGUGUAUUCCAAGGAAGGCUACGCACGCGCACUCGCCGUGUUCGAACAGUACAAGACGAGCAAGAAGAAACGAUACCGUUUCUCCAUGGUGUUGGACGAACUGACCCGCACGGACAAUAUCCAUUACAAGGUCAUCCUGCUCGAGUUCAUCAACUGUGUCAUCAUAUACACAGAAGACGUCGGGGAUCGAAUCCGGAUCAGGAACGAAUUCUAUGGUCUCAAGCUUCAAGACGUCCUAAAUUCGCUCAGGAAGGAGGAGGAACAUGGCGUUACGUUACAGCUGCAGCUGUUUGAGGAACACAAGGCCAAUGAUGAUGAACUUCAUCCUGCCUCUAAGAACGUGGACCUCAGCUGUCCUAUGGACGUCUUUCACGCUAUCUACAAACAUGUGAGUCCUCUUCCCCAAGAGCUGAACUUCCUCACAUGCCUUCAGCAUCUCCUAAAGAUAGAUCCAAAUGAUCCCAUCAGCGACACAGUCUGGCAGACAGUGGAACAGUUGGUGUCCAAAGCCACGCUUAUAGAGAAUGCUUCGGAGGCUCAGAAACUGCUGGUGUCUACGUCUAGGAAACUGGACCGAUCCGGGGACCCUAAGUGUUGUUGUUCCUGUCACAAGGAGGGUGGGGAUGGUGGACACGGAAACCCAAAACAGAGGACUGGGAGGGGGUCAGCGCCAAGCACACCUGACGGGGAACGACCUCCACUUGGGUCACCCCCUGCUCCUCCUCCACCACCUCCUCCACCACCCCCUGCCUCCGUCCCUCCACCUCCUCCCCCUCCUCCACCACCAGGAGGACCACCUCCACCUCCACCCCCAGGAUGCCCUCCCCCUUCCCCACCUCCGGGUGGCGCACCCAAAGCACCGGCUUCUAACCUCCCACAGGUCAAUGUGCCCAAACCUAAGUCAAAGAUGAGGACGUUUCAAUGGCAUAAGAUUUCAAUGAACAAAGUGAUGGGCAAGAGUAACUUGUGGACGUUGGUUGGCAAACUGUUCAACAACUAUAAAGUGGACUAUCAUAAGAUGGAUGAGUUGUUCAGCGUUGCACAGCCCCGACCAGCCGCCCGAUCGGAUGCCCCGGGCACCCAAGAGAAGAAGAGAGAGAACUGUGAGAUCAACCUUCUGGACGGCAAACGAAGUCUCAACGUCAACAUUUUCUUGAAGCAAUUCAAGAUGCCGAAUGAAGAGAUAGUUCGUCUGUUGAGAGAAGGUAGCAGUGCAAAAUUCGGAGCUGAAAAGUUAAAGGGUCUGCAGAAGAUUCUCCCGCCAGUUGAUGAGAUUGAAGUCUUCCGAAGUUUCGAUGGCGACAAAGAGAAGCUAGGACAUGCUGAAAAGUUCUUCGUGUGCCUUCUCGGCUUGCCAAACUACAGGCUCCGCAUCGACGGGAUGCUGAUCAAGGAAGAGUUCCACGCCAACAUGGAAUGGAUAGGCCCUUCUGUGGAAGCCAUCAUCGCUGCUGCUAAAGAGAUCAAAGAGAGCCGGUCCCUACGUGAGCUGAUUUACCUGGUGUUGAUUGCUGGAAAUUACUUGAACGCGGGUAACCAUGCCGGCAACGCUGCCGGGUUUAAGCUGUCGUCACUGCUGAAGCUCACAGAGAUCAGAGCAAACAAACCUCGAAUGAAUUUGCUUCAUUAUGUCGCACAGGAAGCAGAGCAGAAGAACCCAAAGCUUCUGAACUUUCCAGAGGAGAUGACGUUCUUGAAGGAUGCUUCCAAUACUGCCAUGGACAGUCUAAUGUCAGACAUCAAGAGCAUCACCACCAAGGUCAAGGACAUAUCUGACCAGAUCAGCAAGACUGGCGAUGACUUCAAAUCCCAGAUGGCGUCUUUCCUAAUGGAAGCCAAUGAGGAGGUGCUGGAGCUGCAGGAAGACUUGAAGGACAUAGACGCUCUCCGUCUGGAGUUGGCCGACUUCUUCUGUGAAGAGGCAUCAAGCUUCAAACUGGAAGAUUGCUUCAAGACACUGCAGAUAUUUAUGGACAGAUUCAAGAAGGCUAUAGAGGAGAACAAAUCUCGACGUGUACAGGAGGAGAAGGCUGAAGCCAGGAGAAGGCAGAAGGAGUCGGAGAAUUCCAAGAAACUGGCUGAAAAACAAGCUGAAGGUUUGAAGGAACCAGGGGAUAUGUCAAUGGACCGAAGUUCCCCAACUAGUCCUGAGAACGGUUCCAUCGUGGACAUGCUGUUGGCUGAUGUGAGAUCCGGGGUGACCAACAAGAAAUACAACGAUGGAAGCUUCAGUGUGAAGAAGGUUCAGAAGGUGAAUCUGGACGUUGCUAGUGGCCUCAUCAGUGGGAUGGGUGAUGCUGCUCCGGCUGCUGACACUCCGUUUGUUCGGAAUGGUACUGGGAGGAGAAGCACGAGAAGAAGCAUGAGGAAGUCUGAGAAGCUGGAGGAUAAGAGUCUGGACACGACGGACACUGAGAGUACAUGCAGUAGCCUUGAGGAUGCCGUGCCAGACAUCCAGAAAACCAGAUCCAGGAAGAGCUAUGCUACUGAGGAUGACGCUUCCCUUAUAGAAUUCUUGAAUGAUAAUGUUGGUGAGGACAAGAAAGGACCAGAUCUUGCGUUUGAUCGGUAUGGUAGUUUGAGGCGGAAGAGGAAGGAUAGAAAAGGAUUGCUGGACAUAAUAGACAGGGAAAGAGCCCCUUCUCCUCGCGUAACAGAUCAACAGAGUCGUGCUUCACCAGAUCCUAGUUCUGCGAAGGAAGUGAAAGUUACAUCCGCUGAUCGUCCUUCUUCUGAGUCAUUACCAGGCGAUGCUCCAGUUCGUCCAUUCAGAAGGACCCGCAGCAUGUAUGACAAGACGACGUCAAGGCGUUAUAACAGUGACAGUGACAGUGUAGUGUCUACUUCUUCAGGGAAAGCUGACGAUGAUAGCAAGGAUGACGUUCUUGAAAGGGUUAAACGGAAAUUGUAUCAAAAAGGUAGAAGUGACAGUCCCGAUGUCACUAAGACGCCUCCUCCAUCAGAGGAUGUUGAAAAAAGAGCAAGGAAGCUCCCAGAUACUCCCAAGAAGCUUGAUAUUCCUUUAAAUUCAGGAUCUGAGUCUCCCAAGGCAAAUAAUAGAUGGCGGGUAAAUAUUUCUGGUCCAGAAUCGCCUCGACCUCUUGAAACCAUUGAUGAAAAAUCCAAACUUGUGACUCCUGUGAUCAGUGUGGGUAAUGAUACCAGCGUUAACGGAGAUACUAGAUCCGAUAUUACCGGUCUUGAAAAUGAUAAUAAUAACAGUGACUCGAAUGAGAAACUAGUUAAAACGCGGGAAAGACUUUUUAAGCGUUUCCAGAGCAGUUUGGAUCCUGCUGAAUUGGACAUAUUCCUAAGGUCUAUGAAAGAUCAUGAGAAAAGAUCUCGAGAUGAUUCUGAUUUGAAUAGUGGUAAACUGUCCAUCCGUGCUCAGAUCAGUCAGAAAAUGGGCACAGAUAUCGACCAUGUCUUGAAGAAGAUAGAAGACACCGACCGGGCUAUAGAUAGUGUUGGUGUUUCCCGGCCAAUGCAAAAGAGGCCUGUAAGUGCUGGACCUGAACUUAUGUCUAAAGACGAUAGCAGGUCUUCCACUCCCAAUUCUGAACUCCUUCUCAAAACCAAAAGAGAAACAAGAAAGAAACGGGCUCAUGUUUCCCUCGAUGAAGUACAGAGUGCUUUAAAACAGAAGCAAACUGAGCCAGAUACAAAGGUACAUUCACCAACAGAAGGGCCAGAACCUACCAAGAGUCCUGUUGUUCCCCCUAGACGAAAGUCCAUCGGAGAAGCUGAUGAAAGCAAGGUGAGCCCUGACAGAGAAAAGAAUGAGAAGUCUGGGAAACUGACAGGGAAGCAAAAGUUCAAUAGAGACCGGUUCGGUUCCAAGAAACCAGAAAGUGACUCAGCAAGUAGCAGAUGCAAGAGUAAUGUGGAGAAGGACUCUGUAGAUAAAGCCCUCAAGGAGCUAGAGGUUGGCAUGAGCCGGUCUAAAAGCUAUGAUGAAUCGGUUGCAAGAAAUGCGAUGAACCAAAAGGAUGAGUUCACGAUACGGAAUAGUGGUAGUGCCCCUGAUACCACUGACGAGAAACGUGCAAUACUCAGAGGGAGUGCUAGUCGACUGUCUAUGGAUCCUCGUCGGCAUGGUGUGUACGUUCCCAGCGAUGACAGUGACAAUGAAAUGAUGAAAAUACCAGAACGACGUCCUUCAUCCGCAAAGAGUGACAGCCCAAAAAGUCAGAGUCGUCUCUCCAUCAAAUCUACCAACACCUCAACUGAAACACUGCAAGCUGAUAACCUGAGUGAUGGUGACUCCUCCCCAGAACAAAGGAGGAGAAGUGUGGGCAUGGAAGAGAAGACUCAGCGAGUAUCCCCAAUCUGUCAAAAUAAUUCCGAGCCUGGUUACUCGAAUGUAGACCCGUCUGUAGCUCGUCAUAACAUGAGGAAUCGUCAGUUUGAGCCUGAUGAUGAAAGUCCAUUAACAGCCAUGGCCAAGUGGCGCCAGAAGCGAAACGACAAGAGAAGGAUCAGUGGUUAUGAUAAUAUCACUGAUCAUGAUGGACACCUGAUGCCUCACAAUCGUUUACAUCAUCAUGACCAGGACCAGGAUCUCAAGAACGAAGUGGGUUCAAGAAGCAGCUAUGCCAGUAGUUACGCCAGUAGCAAUGAACGUGAUGAAGGAUUUGAAAGCAUGUCAGGAACUGUCUCACAGAGAACGUCUCUUAGUAGUAACGUAGACUCUGAAUUCCUAAGCACACCGAUUCUCUCAAGGAAAGCCGACUCACACAGAUACAGGGCUGCCAACAGCGACCUAAUAACCAAUGCAGCACUGCCUGAAGAAGACAGUCGUAAGCAAAGAACAGAGAGCUGGACAGCGUCCGUCAUGGCCAGCAGUCAAGGACAGAUCAGCAAGAACUCCUCUCUAGAUUCAUCAGUUGAGUAUUCAGCAACAUCUCCAGAUAGUGGUCAUGGCACUUCAAAGGAGGAAGUUUGGAGUGAAAAAGAGUCUGAAAUGAACAGUAAAACGACACCCGUCAAUUCAGUGAAAAGAGCAACUUCUCCAAAGACUUCCAGACCAUCUACGCCUAAAGAUACGCCUAAAACCCAAACAAAGGCAAAGACGGGUCGCUCAAUUCCUGGUUUUAUGAAAGGUACAGCUUGCGCCUCAGCAAGAGUUAGGGCCGACUCCACUGGCACUGAUAACGGCAGGGCUUCACCUUCACCUAGCACUCUGAGUCGCAACAUCUCUGCGCGAGCAUCCAUGCGGGCUGAAGCUGCUACACGGGCAUCUGCUUCCACAUCCUUCACCAGAAAUACAGCAGCAAGGACUUCCAUCCGUGGUACAAAGUCUCGUCUCUCCACCGGCUCUCCAGGUACAAAUCUGAACAAAUCUAAGGUGGGAGGUUCCAACACAAGCUUGUCUUCAUCAACAUCGACAACCAGUUCCCCGACCAAGACCAGGCUGAACAACACAUUGUCUCCAUCCUCCCGACCCACAACCCCAGCAGGUAGUUCCAGGCCUACUACUCCCUCCACUCUCAACAGAACCCAGUCCAUGAGGGUGACGUCUUCCAAAAGGAGUUCAUUAUUGGGGUCAACCUCAGCUGAAACCAAGAGGAGCUCAACUCCCGUGUCAUCUGAUGGAAAGAAGAAACCUUCAUUCAUGUCCCCUACUGCUUCAUCUAAAGCACAGAAGAACACAGACUCCCCAUCACCUUCCGCCCCUCCCAGGACCAAAAGACACGCCCCACCACCCCCAUCAGCAUCACGCGCCAUGUCCCCAGCAACAACAUCACCCCUCACUCGAACCUCCAGUCUGAGGCUCCCGUCAUCCAGAUCGUCCACGCCCAAGCCAUCGCACGCAGAAACUCCGGUGACAGAUCGGGAGAAGACUCAGUCGGAGAAGAAAGGAAGGCCUUUCCUCAACAAAAUCGGAAGUGUGAAAAAGUCUGAAUCUCCAGACAAAAGUACCAUGAACAAUUCACUUUCGACUGUGACUGAAAACGAUUCGGAAGGAAGUUCUAUGGACAAAUCCCCGUCCUUCCUGAAACGAAUUGGACUCAAUAAACCAAAAGAGCGCCUCUCCAUGAGAGGAACAACCUCCACAAAAACAGAUUCUCCAGAAAAGGCGUCAGUACGAAAGAAGGCCGUGAAAUAAGGCUUUAGUAAUGACUUAGAGACUUCCCCUGACGUCAGAUCCUGGCGCAUAUUAUUUAUGUGAUAACUGCGGCUGUGUACAUGAGUCUACAACUCAUAGUCUCUAGAGAUUGGGCUGGCCCAUUUCCUAUUGGUCUCAAUGUUUCUCGUGGUCUCACACCAUACAUGGCGAGGUGGCGAGUCAUUGGUGGAGAAAGUCACGUGAUUCUGUGAUAAGAGAAGCUGAACCAGUGCAUGAUGUGCGCGUGACGUUGAUGGUCCCAGCUGCGAGUGCGACGGACACAGGCAGAGGGACGAGACAGGACGAGAAGUGGGACGAGAGGUGGGAGGGUGACCUAGCCACCGGUUCCAUACCCGGUGCUAAUACAAAUAUAUAGUCCUUCACAGAGCUCUACAUGUCUCGGCUAAUGUAUUCAAUUAGCUAACUAUGUAAAUAGUGUACAUUGGGUUUAUACAAAACACAAUGCAACGAAAUGCUUCCAGCUGAUAACAGCACGUGUCUCUUGCCACGGAAACGACAACGUGCACGGCGGAUGUUGUAGUAGCGUAGAUCUGCGACGAUACGACGACGACGACAUCCGAAGCUGAUAAACGGGUAGCAAACGGAAUGCCGCAUUUAUUUAUGUCUGAUAAACAUUGACAACUACAGUAGAUAGAGCGUGUGCUAACCGACGCCGCCUGAUGCGAGAGUUAUUCUUAUACAGAAGUUCAAAUUACCUCGACUUUAACACUAUGACUCUAAUGGAUGCAUUUGAUAGAUGAAGGAAAUGACUUAAUGAUGUACAUGAUAUUAGUGUGAUGAACAUGUAUCGCCUUUCACCCAGAAAUGUAAGAUGAACGGCUUGGAUAUUGCAGAUACGGAAUACGUUCACCAACAUGCCUUAUUACGCUUACAAACGUCAAAUGACGUCUUCCUUAAUAGUGCCUUAAAGAUACCCCCACAAUCUUAGCGUGAGUUUAUAAACUCAUAAGUCUUUCAAAAUGUCAUCAUAUGUCAUCAUAUGUCACAUAUAUAUACCUAUCUAUCUAGACCUAUGUUAUUUAAUUUCAUACAAUGUACAAAUAAGACUAUGCAUGUUUUGUGCCUGUAUUGGUUUAUCAGUGAAAAAUGUAUAGUUUUUACUACGACUUUCGAUGACGUAAAAGUUACGUGGCAGCACGUCAUUGGCUAUUUUUCUACUGAUGAGAACUCCUUGUAACUUGUAUAUUCCAAAGUGCUGAACAUGGAAACACGUCCGACCCUGCGAGUGUUGCGGCGAGUUUAAAGUUUGUAUACUGUAGAUAUAGGAGACGACUCACUUAUAUUCAUUGUUUCAAUACUAAGCACACAUCGCCAUUUGGUCCUCCACAGCGUGUAUCAUAUGUUGUUAUAUUUUGUUAAUAAACCAAUCCCUUCAUCUGAA
Molecule: messenger RNA, 8006 nt
Organism: Haliotis rubra (blacklip abalone)
Lineage: Eukaryota; Metazoa; Mollusca; Gastropoda; Lepetellida; Haliotidae
Biological process (GO): actin cytoskeleton organization
Molecular function (GO): actin binding; small GTPase binding
Source: RefSeq, a predicted model, not a curated record